GGCUUGCUUUCCUUCCUCAGCAUGUAUAAGUGAUUGUGGUGCUAGCUACCUUGCCCAAGAAAACUACUUCAAAGUACAAAGGAAAAUACAUCCAAAAAUAAACAUGAAAGCAGAAGGUUACACAUGCGGAGCUCUGAUCACGCACAUCCUGUUGAGCACUACCUUGCUCCACCCCUAAUAACUGGAUUCUUUUAAACAGAGUAGGAGGGAAAUGAAUGCAUAUGAGCAGUGUGAUCAUUACAGAAGUUGUCCAUACUUCAUCCUCGAGCUUUGUCCUUUCAUGCAGUUGCAAACUGAUUCAAACCCAGACAGGAAGGGAGUGAAUCUGCUGAGAGAUGACUUAUUUUUAGAGGUCUUUCCUACUGCGGUGUAUUACUCAGCCUUCCUUGGAUAACAGACAAAUAACCAAUUUCCUUUUGUGUGGACUAAGACUGUGUUAGAAGUUACUGAACAUGCCUUGAGAAACACUUGAGUAAAUGAAGAACAGCUAUUACUUCAGUAUGCAGUGACUUUGGAGAGAGGGAGACUUGGCCCCUAUAAGAAAUAUCGACAGUAUAUGUCUGGACUUCUCACUCCUCCUUAUGGUGUUAUGGAAACUGGCUCCAACAAUGACAGAAUGCCAGAUAAAGACAGUAUGUCAAACAGUGCUCUUUGUCAAGUUUCUAAAAAUUGUAAUAAGACACCUCUUAUUGAUCCUCACAUCCCACAUCAUCCUACUAAAACCAUUAUGCAGGUUCCUUCAGAAAAGAUCCUUAGAGCUGGAAAGAUUUUGCGGAAUACAAUUCUGUCCCGAGCUCCUCACAUGAUAAGAGAUCGUAAAUACCAUCUGAAGACUUACAGGCAAUGCUGUGUGGGGACAGAACUAGUUGACUGGAUGAUGCAGCAAAGUCCUUGUGUCCAUUUACGAACCCAGGCUGUUGGCAUGUGGCAAGUACUGCUGGAAGAAGGUGUUCUUAACCAUGUGGACCAGGAGCACCACUUUCAAGACAAAUACUUAUUUUAUCGAUUUUUGGAUGAUGAGCGUGAAGAUGCCCCUCUGCCAACUGAGGAGGAGAAAAAGGAGUGUGAUGAGGAGCUACAGGACACUAUGCUGCUUCUCUCUCAGAUUGGGCCAGAUGCUCAUAUGAGGAUGAUUCUCAGGAAACCCCCUGGCCAGAGAACUGUAGAUGACUUAGAAUUUAUAUAUGAAGAACUUCUCCACAUUAAGGCCUUAUCUCACCUUUCUACCACAGUAAAACGGGAAUUAGCAGGUGUCCUCAUUUUUGAGUCACAUCCCAAAGCAGGAACAGUCUUAUUUAAUCAGGGAGAAGAAGGUACUUCUUGGUACAUUAUCCUAAAGGGAUCAGUAAACGUAGUCAUUUAUGGCAAGGGUGUGGUAUGUACUCUACACGAAGGAGAUGAUUUUGGCAAGUUAGCACUUGUGAAUGAUGCUCCCAGAGCAGCAUCCAUUGUUCUGCGGGAAGACAACUGCCACUUCUUGAGGGUAGAUAAGGAGGACUUCAACAGGAUCCUUAGGGAUGUGGAAGCAAAUACAGUAAGACUCAAAGAACAUGACCAAGAUGUCUUGGUGUUGGAGAAGAUCCCAGCAGGAAGCAGAAUUUCUAAUCAAGGAAAUUCACAGCCGCAGCACAAGUAUAUUGUGAUGUCAGGAACCCCAGAGAAAAUUUUAGAGCACUUUCUAGAAACUAUGCGCCUUGAAGCAACUUUAAAUGAAGCAACAGAUUCUGUUUUAAAUGAUUUUAUUAUGAUGCACUGUGUUUUUAUGCCAAAUAGUCAGCUCUGCCCAGCCUUGAUGGCACACUAUCAUGCCCAGCCUUCUCAGGGUACAGAGCAGGAGAAAAUGGAUUAUGCCCUCAACAAUAAAAGGCGAGUCAUUCGACUGGUUCUGCAGUGGGCUGCUUUGUAUGGAGAUUUACUGCAAGAAGAUGAAGCAGCAAUGGCCUUUUUGGAGGAAUUUUAUGUAUCUGUAUCAGAUGAUACCAGAAUGAUUGCAGCACUAAAGGAGCAACUUCCAGAGCUAGAGAAAAUUGUAAAGCAAAUUUCUGAAGAACCUAAAGCACCACAAAAGAAGCACAAAGUUCUUCUGCAGCUGUUCAACACCAGUGAUGACAGAGCACAGAAACGCCAGCCUAUCAGGGGCAGUGAUGAAGUUCUGUUUAAGGUGUACUGCAUAGACCAAACCUACACCACUAUCCGUGUGCCAGUGUCUUCUUCUGUGAAGGAAGUGAUCAGUGCAGUAGCAGACAAGCUGGGCUCUGGAGAAGGCCUCAUCAUAGUAAAGAUGAGCUCAGGAGGAGAAAAGGUUGUGCUCAAGCCUCACGAUGUUUCAGUGUUCACCACUCUGAGCGUUAAUGGCCGCCUGUUUGCCUGCCCUCGGGAUCAGUUCGAUUCUUUGGCACCAUUGCCAGAACAAGAAGGACCAUCUACUGGUACAGUAGGAACAUUUGAACUGAUGAGUUCCAAAGACUUAGCACAUCAGAUGACAAUUUACGACUGGGAGCUCUUCAACUGUGUGCAUGAGCUGGAAUUGAUCUAUCACACUUUUGGAAGGCACAAUUUUAAAAAGACCACAGCAAACCUGGACUUGUUUUUAAGAAGAUUCAAUGAAAUUCAGUUCUGGGUGGUCACCGAGAUUUGUCUUUGCUCUCAACUCAGCAAGCGUGUUCAGCUGUUAAAGAAAUACAUUAAGAUAGCAGCCCACUGUAAAGAAUACAAAAAUCUGAAUUCCUUUUUCGCUAUUAUUAUGGGACUGAGUAAUGUUGCUGUGAGCCGUCUCUCAUUAACCUGGGAGAAACUCCCAAGCAAGUUCAAGAAGAUCUAUGCAGAGUUUGAAAGCUUAAUGGAUCCAUCAAGAAACCAUAGGGCCUACAGACUAACUGUAGCUAAAUUGGACCCUCCGAUAAUUCCUUUCAUGCCACUGCUUAUAAAAGACAUGACGUUUACUCAUGAGGGAAACAAGACAUUCACUGACAAUCUAGUAAACUUCGAAAAAAUGCGCAUGAUUGCCAACACUGUCAGGACAGUGAAAUUCUGCCGGAGCCAAUCCUUCAAUCCUGAUGCAGCCCUAGCUAAUAAAAACCAUCAGGAUGUUCGGAGCUACGUGCGGCAAUUAAAUGUGAUUGACAACCAGAGAACUUUAUCACAGAUGUCUCACCGACUGGAACCGCGCCGAGCAUAAACAUUUGAAGCAAUGAUGAGAAACGAUCUUUUAUCCUCUCAAGGUCACUUGUUAAGAACUUCACUUUCUCUGCUACUGCACUGCCACUACAAAAACAAGCAAAAACAUACCAUAAGGUCUUAGGCAACGCACAAUGUACCAGCCUGCUGGAGAACUUUGGCUGAGGAGAAUUUAUGCGCUGUAGGUGUAUGGGUGGCCAUGUUGUGAACUGUUAAUUCAGCUUAAGGUGUAGUAAGUGAUAUCUCAUACAGAUUUAAAAAAAGGUAAAAGAAUAGUUAGUGGGAACUGCACAAAAACUUAUAACAGUUCUAAGGUAGGUAGUGGGUUCUUCUCCCUAAUUAAAAAAUCUGUAUUUUACAAUUUAUGCUUCAGGUCAGGACCAAAACUGAUCGUCAGUUUAGCUUGCUCAGCUACUCGUGACCUCCAUAGAAGAGGAGGAUCUGAUGAAAUAAUGCAGGUUCAAGAGCGGUCCAAGGUAUAGUUCCAUUCAGAGACGACUUACAAAUAUCUCCAUUUUAAAUACAACAAAUACUAAGAAAAAUUCCCAGUCUUAAUCAUACUGUCUACUACUACAAGCAGUGUGGCCAUUUCAGAAAACUGACAGGACUAAAAAUAGUUUGAAUGAUAAAUAGAUUAAUCAGUGUUUACAUUUUACUUGCUUCUUUUUAAAUUACCAAUCAGGUUUUUACAAAAUUCAGUUAAAAAGAAAGGUUGUCAAAAUCAAUAGCAUUAAAGGUAGCAAAGGACUGGUUCAAAAAGAGCACAAUAUGCACAAAUGGAUUUCAAGAGAAUAUUUUCCUGGACAUUAAAACCUUAAACUUCAGCUAGAAUUAAUCGUGGCUGGUUAACACAUUUUCUGGUCUUACACAUUUAAAAAUAUCUUAAUUUUCAGCCAAUUGUUUGCACUUUCAAUAGACUGUAAAUAAAUGUCAAUUUAUUAUGUUCUAGAAUAUUUAUUUAUGUAAUAGUUAUUGUGCCAAAAUAAUUCUGGUUUAUUUAUUUUGUUUAGCAUGUUCUGAGAGUACAGCUUUUGUCUUCACACUCUGUGCAUUUACAUGUAGAAGUUGUGUGAUCUAUCUUUUCUGUAAAUAACACGCAGUACCUUAUUAAAUGUAAUUGCUGGAAA
Passer domesticus (house sparrow) is the source of this 4304-nucleotide messenger RNA. It is a transcript of the gene RAPGEF4, whose product is annotated as Rap guanine nucleotide exchange factor 4. The coding region runs from base 557 to 3178 and encodes 873 amino acids. Gene Ontology annotation, biological process: Ras protein signal transduction; positive regulation of GTPase activity. The transcript has 28 exons. The record is from RefSeq and is a predicted model, not a curated record. Gene Ontology annotation, molecular function: guanyl-nucleotide exchange factor activity. Lineage: Eukaryota; Metazoa; Chordata; Aves; Passeriformes; Passeridae. Gene Ontology annotation, cellular component: plasma membrane.